AUGAGGUGCCGGAGGUUGUGUGAGAAGAAGGUGUCAGGGAAGUGCCAUGUGCCGAAUGAAAUCAGGGAGGACUAUGUCAAUGGGGGUGAAUCACGUGAGAUCGUAGAGCUAGCGCUCCUGGAUGCUUUAGCAAAGUAUGGAGUGCUUCGUCAAGCCUACAAGAAAGUGAAGAAAGAGUUCAUCACCCGCGUUCAAGUUCUAAAGGAACGCCUUUCCGAGAAGUCCAAGGAGACAUGGGGGCGAUGGAUGACGGAAGAGAGAAUGCGCAAGGACAAGGACCUGAACCUUAGUGCCAAGAGCAUUAAGGAUAUCAAGGCCUUCUGCGACAAGUUCCCUGAGACACACAAGAGGUCAGGGUGCAUACCAUGGCAAAAUUGGCUCUCGUAA
This is a messenger RNA of Durusdinium trenchii, 387 nucleotides long. The record is from the annotation of a GenBank genome assembly. NCBI's taxonomy places the organism in Eukaryota, Dinophyceae, Suessiales, Symbiodiniaceae.